UAAAUUGCUCCCUCUCAUUACACAAACAGAAUCUUAUUACACUUUGCGUAUACAAACAACCACAUGGCAGAUGUUUCGUCUCCGUCACAUUUACAACCCAACCACAAGCCAACCUCAUCCCUCAAACUGUUCGGCUUUACAUUAAUCAAACAGGACGACAUCCUAACAAAAAAUGAAGAAAAUAUUAUAGAAAUCAGGAAAUUCGAGUGCCAUUUUUGUCGACGAGCAUUCGCCAAUUCACAAGCUUUAGGAGGUCAUCAAAAUGCGCAUAAGCGCGAGAGGCAAAGAGCGAGACGCGCACAGUAUCACUGCGAUCGUCGGAUGCUCGCUGCUGCUCCGAUUGUAAGGUCUCAUGCUGCAGGAUUUAGUGUUACUAGCAAUGGCCGUGUCGUUGCGGCGAGAUUUAAGCCGGCGCAAGGUGGUUAUUAUUGCCAGUCGAGGCCAGUUAUGUUCCCUGCAAUUUCAGGUGCUGCUAGUUCUCGUAUUUUUGUUGCGCAGUCAUUGCGGUUUGAUGAUACUGCAAUGCCGUCAUCUAUUGAUGAAUUUUCUGGUAAUAAAUUGUUGGGAUUGGCGGACCAGAAUGUCGAAAUAGAUCUUUGUCUGAAACUUACUCCCUCUGGCUCUGGUUAGUUGCUUAGCUAGUUGAAGUUAAACUAGCCUUAUUCGUUAGCUAUCUGUAAUUUUGUGUGUAUAGCUUCUAAAUGUUGCUAAAUGUUUCGGCCUAGUGAUGUUAUUUUAGUCCUAAUUAUUGCCAGUUUUCCGCUCUAUCAAUAAUGCAAUAAUUGUUGAAUAGAAUGAUAUAGGUAUUCUUUUAAUA
This is a messenger RNA of Mercurialis annua (annual mercury), 817 nucleotides long. RefSeq names its product zinc finger protein GIS2-like. Bases 64 to 630 code for a protein of 188 amino acids. NCBI's taxonomy places the organism in Eukaryota, Viridiplantae, Streptophyta, Magnoliopsida, Malpighiales, Euphorbiaceae. The transcript has a single exon. The record is from RefSeq and is a predicted model, not a curated record. Gene Ontology annotation, molecular function: transcription cis-regulatory region binding; DNA-binding transcription factor activity. Gene Ontology annotation, cellular component: nucleus. Gene Ontology annotation, biological process: cytokinin-activated signaling pathway; trichome differentiation; gibberellic acid mediated signaling pathway.